AUGUUGAACCAUUGCAAUUUAAACAAGAAUAAUGACAAUCUAAAUAAUUAAAAAUAAUACUUUAACAAAUAGGAUUACUAAGAUUUUAAUAAGUACUAAUUAGAGCUCCUGAUAAUUUAUUUUAACAUAAACAAGUGUUUCCCUGUAAAUAACGAUCUGUUUUACAAGAAAGACAAUUAUCUGGAGUAGUAUUACAAUUUAAACAGUAAGGACUACAUUCUAGAAAGUAAAAUAAUUAAUUACAUUGGCAUUCUAAUUAUCCAGAAUCAUAAUAAUUGGUUUUACAUAAACAUUCGAAUAGAUCAUUUAAUAUUCUGUUGAU
This is a messenger RNA of Paramecium sonneborni, 322 nucleotides long. The record is from the annotation of a GenBank genome assembly. NCBI's taxonomy places the organism in Eukaryota, Ciliophora, Oligohymenophorea, Peniculida, Parameciidae.